AGGACGACGACGCCCGCGGCACCGCGGUGGAGCUCCUGCGCGGCCGAGGGCGCCCGCCGCCCGAGGGCGAGGCGGAGGCGGACGGAGAGGAGACUCGAGGUCGCCAUCGUUCAUGACUAAGGCCAAGAGUGUCCCGAGCUACAUCGGGGCGCCCCCCGGCGUGACCGCUGGGGCAGGCCAUGUCAUAUCGCCAGACAGCGUGAUGAACAGUGGCCAGGUCCUCAAGGCCCACAGUUUCUGCGUCCCGAGCAGCUCAUCGGAGAACCACAGUCGGCAUGGGCAUAAAAACUGUCGGAGGUCCGCGCGAGUUUCUUGGGUCGGCACGGGACCCCCCCCUGGCGGCGCCUCCGGCGCGCCACAUUUGGCGCGCCCCGCGCGCUAGAGAGGAAUGUCGGCGCCCCGAUCCAAGAGAUCCACGCGGCCGUCCGAAGGUUUAGGGUCAUGUCGUUUGUGUCGUUCUUCUGGCUCAUGGGAGGGGCGUUUCGCUCGAUGCUGGGAGCGCCUUGAGGUGAGUCUCCUCGAGGCCCCGCGCCCGAUCCCGGGACUCCUGGGCGGGCUGGUGUCGAGCAAGGAGUUCGAGUUGUUGUCGGCAGUCGUGAUUUUGGCCAACGCGGUCUACAUCGCGUACGCCUCCGAUCUGGAAAUCGAUCAGAUCGGUCGUGAGGACUACACUAUCACCAACACCUGGCUCUGGGUAGAAAUUCUGCUCACUGCGUGGUAUGCUCUCGAGCUGGCUAUGCGGGGUUUUGUUUACCGCGUGCAUUUCUUCUUGAGCAGGGAUUUGAGUUGGAAUAUGUUUGAUACAGUCCUCGUCUUGUUGUCGCUCCAGGACAUAGUUAUGUCAGUUGGCUCGGCGAACCCAGCGUUCCUCCGCAUCAUGCGCAUCGGGCGCAUGCUGAAACUCUUGCGGGUGAUACGCUUGUUACGUGUAUUCCGUGAAUUGCGCCUCAUCCUGAACGCAAUUCUAGGUUGCAUGAAGUCGGUGUUCUGGGCGAUGAUACUGAUUGUUAACGUAUCGUUCAUAUUCGGGUUGUGCUUUCUGCAGGCCACUGCCGAUCACCUGCGCGAGCAGGGAGACGGCGUGGAUGCGACGACGAAGGUAUCUCUCUUGAAGUAUUGGGGCAAUUGCAGAAGCUCGAUGUACUCUUUGUACGCCGCCGCUUUGGGCGGCACUGAUUGGGACCUGAUGGUCAGCAGUCUGCGUCCGGUUGGAAGCGAGUUCGUCUUGUUGUUUUUGGUGUACGUCGGUUUUUUCUUUUGCGUUGUCACGAACACCCUGACGAGCUUGUUCGUAGAGGCCACCAUGGCCAACGCCCAGAGGGACCAACAGGAAGUAAUCCAAGCAGAGCUGGAGCAGAGACAGGUUUACGUCCAGCAGCUCCGAAGGUUUUUCCUCAAGUUUGACGGCCAGAACACAGGGGAGGUGACACUGGAAGACUUCUUGGAGCACGUUGAUGAUCCAGAAAUGAUCUGGUUUGCCUCGCAGCUGGGCAUCGAGUUGGUGGACGCGAAGCAGUUCUUCUCGGUCCUGUCGUCUGGAGGUCGCCUGAAGGUCAACCUGGAGGCCUUCGUGAUCGGCUGCAUCAGGCUGAAGGGCACGGCCAAGAGCAUGGACCUGAUGGACAUGAAGCUCACCCUGGAGCAGGAGGCCGCCGACGUGCGGCGCAGCCUCACGGCGAUGGAGACCCGGGGCAGGCUCGAGGCGGUCGCGAGCGCAGUGGGGGCGGCGUCGCGGGCGGCGCCCCGGGCGGCGUCGAAGGCGACAAGGACGGGAGCUCGGCAUCCACGCCGCGGUGUAGGGCGGCGCGCGGUGGGUCUUCGGGCGUUUUCGUCGUCUCGUGGCGGCCGUCCGCCCUCGGAAUGCGUUCCAGCGGCUGCGCCUCGUCGAGAGCGUUCCGGGGAUGCCCAGAUCGUCCCGAACGGCCGCCGGAGACCCGAGUUCUGAUCCGAAAACUGAAUUCGGCGGCGCUGGCUCCAGAGUUAGAUUGGCCCGCGCUGUUCCAGCAAGCGCUAGAGCACAGAUCAGCUCCUGUUUAGCCAAUGGCACGGCCUGGGCGUUCUGUUUCCUGGAGAGGGCCAGUGUGGACCGCAUCCCUCACCCGGACUGGUUUCAAGCAUAGUCGAAUUGCGCGCUUCUGCCUCACGUGCAAAAGGA
Prorocentrum cordatum is the source of this 2155-nucleotide messenger RNA. The record is from the annotation of a GenBank genome assembly. Lineage: Eukaryota; Dinophyceae; Prorocentrales; Prorocentraceae.